Sorghum bicolor (sorghum) is the source of this 983-nucleotide messenger RNA. Its product is annotated as heme-binding protein 2. Bases 91 to 750 code for a protein of 219 amino acids. Lineage: Eukaryota; Viridiplantae; Streptophyta; Magnoliopsida; Poales; Poaceae. The transcript is spliced from 2 exons. The record is from RefSeq and is a predicted model, not a curated record.
UCCCCGUCCGUCUGUGCGUGUAUUUUACACUCUACCCGUGUACCCGUUUGCUUUGCUUGCCGGUGUGCCCAAAGGUGGAAGACGACGACCAUGGCCAAGCAGCAGAAUCCCAUCCCCAUGGCGCUGUCGCUGCCCCUCGUCCUCGUCGCGCUGCUUCUUCCGGCCGCCCGCGGCUCCGGAGAGACGCCGCAGUAUACGACGGUGCACGCGGAGUCGGACUUCGAGGUGCGGCUGUACCGCGACACCGUCUGGAUGUCCGCCCCCACCCCCGACAUCCCCUCCUUCCACGUCGCCACCAAGCUCGGCUUCCACAGAUUGUUCCAGUACCUGAUGGGCGCAAACCUCAACUCUUCGAGGAUCAGAAUGACCACCCCUGUACUUACAAGUGUGGUUCCAGGUGCAGGGCCUCUGCACUCUUCAGCCUACUUUGUCCGGUUCUACUUACCAACAAAGUUCCAGGCUUCCCCUCCUGUUCCUCUCCCAGAACUGAACCUGCAUCCAGAUACAUGGCCAAGCCACUGCAUUGCAGUGAGGAGCUUCUCGGGUUAUGCACGGGACAAGAAUGUGGUUGAGGAAGCUGAGAAGCUUGCCAUGAGCUUGAGUCGAUCGCCCUGGGCUAACUCCACAAACUACCCCAGCAAUAGCGCUUACUCAGUUGCACAGUACAGUAGUCCAUUCCGCAUCAUUGGCCGUGUCAAUGAGGUGUGGUUCGACGUCGACUGCAAAUCUACUGGUGUUGAGACGUACUGAAAUGUUUAUACAGUGUGUCGUCGGCUCGUCGCUGAAAACUAAGUGGAAUGUGCAUCAGCACCAUGUGAACUAUGCACGCUUUUGUGUACUCCUAUAUGUUGUAUAAUGCAAUCGUCGAUGCCAAAUGUAAAUAAGUAUGUAAUGGAUGCACUAUAUACACUAUGUCACAAGCUCAGCUCAGAAUGAUGUUGCAUGUGAUUGUGUAGUUAAUACGACCGUUCCAGUCAUAAUGA